CGGAGAAGUCACCCACUUGGCAGCCCCAGCGAGCCCCAGACAAGUGACCCACGAUGGAAAGUGCUGAGACCUCCAGGAGUAAUGGGUCGAUCCCAGAAGCCAGGGACACCCAGAGCCCGUCGGGUCCCAAUGGCAGCCUAGAGAAUGGUACUAAGGCCGAUGGCAAAGAUGCCAAGACCACCAACGGGCACGGCGGGGAGGUGGCCGAAGGCAAGGGCCUGGGCAGCCCCCUGAAGCCAGGGGAGGGGAAGAGCGCCCUGUUCGCAGGCAGCGAGUGGCGGCGGCCCAUCAUCCAGUUCGUGGAGUCCACGGACGACAAAAGCUCCAGCUACUUCAGCAUGGACUCAGCAGAAGGCCGGAGGUCGCCCUACGCCGGGCUCCAGCUGGGCGCCGCCAAGAAGUCGCCCGUCACCUUUGCCGAAAAGGGGGAGCUGCGCAAGUCCAUCUUCUCUGAGCCGCGCAAGCCCACGGUGUCCAUCAUGGAGCCGGGCGAGGUUCGGCGCAACAGCUACCCGCGGGCCGACUCGGGCCCGCUCCUGCGCUCCAAGUCGGGCUCUGAGGAGGUGCUGUGCGACUCCUGCAUCGGCAACAAGCAGAAGGCGGUCAAGUCCUGCCUGGUAUGCCAGGCCUCCUUCUGCGAACUGCACCUCAAGCCCCACCUGGAGGGCGCCGCCUUCCGGGACCACCAGCUGCUCGAGCCCAUCCGGGACUUCGAGGCCCGCAAAUGUCCCCUGCACGGCAAGACCAUGGAGCUCUUCUGCCAGACAGACCAGACGUGCAUCUGCUACCUCUGCAUGUUCCAGGAGCACAAGAAUCACAGCACGGUGACGGUGGAGGAGGCCAAGGCCGAGAAGGAGACCGAGCUGUCACUGCAGAAGGAGCAGCUGCAGCUCAAGAUCAUUGAGAUUGAGGACGAAGCCGAGAAGUGGCAGAAGGAGAAGGACCGCAUCAAGAGCUUCACCACCAACGAGAAGGCCAUCCUGGAGCAGCACUUCCGGGACCUGGUGCGAGACCUGGAGAAGCAGAAGGAGGAGGUGAGGGCUGCACUGGAGCAGCGGGAGCAGGACGCCGUGGACCAGGUGAAGGUGAUCGUGGACGCUCUGGACGACAGGGCCAAGGUGCUGCAUGAGGACAAGCAGACACGGGAGCAGCUGCACAGCAUCAGCGACUCGGUGCUGUUUCUGCAGGAAUUUGGUGCCUUGAUGAGCAAUUACUCACUCCCUCCACCCCUGCCUACCUACCACGUCCUGCUGGAGGGGGAGGGCCUGGGACAGUCUCUCGGCAACUGCAAGGACGACCUGCUCAACGUGUGCAUGCGCCACGUGGAGAAGAUGUGCAAGGCCGACCUGAGCCGCAGCUUCAUCGAGAGGAACCACAUGGAGAACGGUGGUGACCAUCGCUACAUGAACAACUUCGCAAACAGCUACGGGAGCGAGUGGAGCGCUCCGGACACCAUGAAGAGAUACUCCAUGUACCUCACACCCAAGGGUGGGGCGCGGACCUCGUACCAGCCCUCGUCCCCCAGCCGCCUCUCCAAGGAGACCAACCAGAAGAACUUCAACAAUCUCUAUGGCACCAAAGGUAACUACACCUCCCGGGUCUGGGAGUAUUCCUCUAGCAUCCACGGCUCUGACGACCUGCCUGCAGUCCAGGGCAGCUCCUCCUUCUCCCUGAAAGGGUACCCCUCUCUCAUCCGGAGCCAGGUGCCCAAGGCCCAGCCGCAGACCUGGAAGUCUGGCAAGCAGACUCUACUGUCUCACUACCGGCCCUUCUACGUCAACAAAGGCAACGGAAUGGGGUCCAACGAGGCCCCGUGAGCUCCGGCAGGAAGACAUGAGGCGGUGACCCUGCCCUCCCCGACCCUGCUGCCCUCGCUUCCUCAGCUGCUGUGCUCUUCUGGGGGGUCAGAGCCCAUCCUGCCCUGCCCCUGCCGACUGUGCUCCUGCUCCAUGGUCACCAUGUCCCUGUGCUCCAGGCCAACCCAUCGCGAGGCGGGAGAGAGAUGGGGCUCCUCACUUCUGCCUCCUCCUGGGCUGCGUCGCUGGCGCCAGCGGAGGGUGCUGUCCUGUCUGUGCCAGCCCACAGACCCCUCCCCCGCCCCCGCCUG
Tupaia belangeri chinensis (Chinese tree shrew) is the source of this 2107-nucleotide messenger RNA. RefSeq names its product tripartite motif containing 29 (gene TRIM29). Gene Ontology annotation, molecular function: zinc ion binding. NCBI's taxonomy places the organism in Eukaryota, Metazoa, Chordata, Mammalia, Scandentia, Tupaiidae. The coding region runs from base 54 to 1817 and encodes 587 amino acids. The record is from RefSeq and is a predicted model, not a curated record. The transcript has 9 exons.